This is a messenger RNA of Drosophila ananassae, 2014 nucleotides long. It is a transcript of the gene Ent2, whose product is annotated as equilibrative nucleoside transporter 1. The record is from RefSeq and is a predicted model, not a curated record. The transcript has a single exon. Gene Ontology annotation, molecular function: nucleoside transmembrane transporter activity. Gene Ontology annotation, biological process: nucleoside transmembrane transport. NCBI's taxonomy places the organism in Eukaryota, Metazoa, Arthropoda, Insecta, Diptera, Drosophilidae. Gene Ontology annotation, cellular component: plasma membrane. The coding region runs from base 500 to 1867 and encodes 455 amino acids.
AAAUCGAUUGGGAAAAAAUAAGAGUGUUCGGUCACACUGCCAGCUAACCUCCAGUUAACUGUACAUCUCCGAUGGAGUGUACACUGUAUCGCUGAUAACUUGUCGGCGAUAAUCCAAGAUAACGAGUACAAGAAACGCGUGCCUUAAUGCCUCUUCGAUCUGUUCUAUAAUCACGGCCCGCCCCGUCGGUUCUUCGGCACUGCAGUUGCCUCCAAGCGAGCUAGUACGUAAUUCCCGGCCACGUGAUCGUCCUAACCCCCUGCAUGGGUUCUCCACAAACUUGAAAUAGGAGAGGCUCGAAACAGGAGCCCGAAAAUCAAACAUCCCGCCCUUCUACCGGCUUGGCGUCGUCCCCCGUCGUCGGUCAACCAGCGAGAAUAACUGACCGCGCAAGUUUUUGGUUUACGCCCCAAUAACUGCUGUGGCCCGCAUAACUUGAACCAGAAACCGAAACAGAACCAGAACCAGGCUCAAUCUCACAAACAGUAGCAGCAUAAUUAUGGCGGAGAGCAAAUCGGAGAAGUUGCCGUUCAUCGGGAAGCAGCAGGGUCCAGUUCCGGUGACACUGAAUCCCUCAUGGGAAUCAAAGCUACCGCCCGUGGAGAGCAAGCCCUCCGUAUCCACUGGAAUUCUGGGCCUGCCUAUCCCGAAGGACAAGUACCUUAUCGUGUUCUACAUCUUUUUACUGCACGGCUUGGGGACGCUGCUCCCGUGGAACAUGUUCAUCACGGCCAAGAGCUACUUCGAGGACUUCAAGCUGGGCAACAACACAGUGCCCACGGACGUUAACUAUCGGACCAAUUUCAUGCAGAAUCUGGGCUUCGCCUCGCAGAUUCCCAACGUCCUGUUCAACUGGCUGAACAUCUUCGUCAGCUUCGGCGGCGACCUGACCAGCCGCAUCGUCUACAGCAUCGUCGUGGAGCUGAUCAUUCUGCUGGUGACCAUUGUGCUGGCCAUGGUGGACUCGUCCGAGUGGCCGGGCGUCUUCUUCUGGACGACCAUGGUGUGUGUGGUGCUGCUGAACGUCUGCAAUGGCAUCUAUCAGAACACCAUCUAUGGCAUUGCGGCAACUCUGCCAAUUAAGUACACCGGAGCCGUUGUCCUGGGCUCGAACAUCUGCGGCUGUUUCACAUCCGCGCUCAUCCUGAUCUGCCAGACCUUCGACUCGAAGAGGACCCAGGCCAUCUACUACUUUGUUACGGCCAUCCUAGUGCUGCUGCUCUGCUUCGACACGUACUUUGCCCUGCCCCUGAACAAGUUCUUCCGGCACUACGAGAGCCUCAGCCACAACAGCGAAAAGAAGACAGAGUCCAAGCAGCCGUUGAAAGUACCCUACUGGCAGAUCUUCAAGAAGGCAUCGCCGCAGCUGUUGAACAUUUUCCUGACGUUCUUCGUGACUCUAUCGGUGUUCCCGGCCAUCCAGUCGAAUGUCCGUCGCUCCGAUCCAGACUUUGCCAUCGACAGUGAAUUCUUCGUUCUCAUCACCUGCUUCCUGACCUUCAACGUGUUCGCUAUGCUGGGCAGUCUGACCACGUCGUGGGUGCAGUGGCCCAAACCGAGAUUCCUUUGGCUGCCGGUGGUGCUGCGUGUGGUCUUCAUCCCCUUGUUCCUCAUGUGCAACUACGUGCCGCCGGACACCAUACGAUCGGCGACCGUGUACAUCGACAACGACUGGAUCUAUUGGGGAAUGGGUGCUCUGAUGGCCUACAGCUCCGGCUAUCUCAGCUCCCUAGGCAUGAUGUAUGCCCCCCAAUCGGUCGCUGCCAAGUAUCAGACAACGGCUGGAAUGUUCGCCGCCGCCAUGCUGAUAACUGGCAUCUUUUCCGGAAUUAUGUUCUCAUAUCUGGGACCCGGAUUCGUCGUGUGACAAUUUAUAAUUAUUUAUGUAUGCCUCUUUGACAAAUUUCAACCCGCAUUGAUUAUAGUUCGUAGGCUAUUGGCCAGUUGGUUUUGCAUUUUAACCAAUCCAUUCUUAACGCGUUUCAUUCAAUAAAGUUUUUAAUUUUUAUUUCAA